Messenger RNA from Colletes gigas, 2100 nucleotides. RefSeq names its product X-ray repair cross-complementing protein 6-like. The record is from RefSeq and is a predicted model, not a curated record. Lineage: Eukaryota; Metazoa; Arthropoda; Insecta; Hymenoptera; Colletidae. The coding region runs from base 80 to 1888 and encodes 602 amino acids. Gene Ontology annotation, biological process: telomere maintenance; cellular response to gamma radiation; double-strand break repair via nonhomologous end joining. Gene Ontology annotation, cellular component: Ku70:Ku80 complex; nucleus. Gene Ontology annotation, molecular function: damaged DNA binding; DNA helicase activity; telomeric repeat DNA binding. The transcript has 11 exons.
GUUGGAAAUUACCGCUUAUAGGUUAAAUAGUUGUUUAACAACAGGUUUUAUUGCAUUGAGAAAAUUUAUUAAAUUAAAAAUGGCAUCUUCGUUCGAGGAGAUAUUUGAAAAUGAAGUUAGUCUGGACGAAGAUCCUAGUGAACUUUAUGGUAUUCGAGAUGGUAUAUUGUUUGUAAUUGAUGCAACACCUCCAAUGUUUGAAAUUGAUCCCCACGAAGGAGUUUCAUAUUUUUUGCAGUGUAUAAGGCAAUACAAAGAAAUUCUUAAGCAGAAGUUGGUUUGGAAUAGACAGGAUUGGAUGGGUUUAGUGCUGUUUGGUACUGAAAAAGGGGACGUAGAUUCUGAAACAAAAAAUGUAUUGACUCUUCAAAAAUUGAACCUUGUUUCUAUGGAUAAUUUAAAAGAAAUUAUAAAAAUAGACGAAGGGGGAAAAUGGGAAUACUACAGGGACAUUGCUUCUUCUACUGCUUAUCCGCUACACGAUGUAUUGUGGCACGCGGCACGAAUAUUUUCAGCUGUAGAUAUAACUAUGCCAACACGGCGAGUCAUUCUCUUUACGUGUCAGGAUGAUCCUCCAAUGACGAAUAGCAAUGAAAAGCAUCGAAUACGAGUAAAAGCAUCAAAUUACAGCGAAAUAAGAACUCAAUUAUGUAUUAUUGGUCUGGGUGAAAAUUGGAAUCAUGACCUAUUUUACAAAGAUCUGGAAAUAUUAUCAGAAAAAAUUGAUGCUGACGAUUACAAAAGAACAUCUAUAAAAGAUCUAUUGCACGAAGUAAAAUUACCGUCUAGAAAUAUGGCAACAUUACCUUGGAAAGUGGGAGGAGAUGUGAUCAUAGAUGUAGCGGUUCGCAAUCUUUCCGUUAAAAGACAAUAUUUAAAAAAAGAAUGGAUAUCCAAAGAAACCAAUAUUCCUUUAACUUCACAUUCGUACAUGAAACUGGCUAGCGACAGUCCUAACGAAGAAGAAGGAGAUGACGAGGAGAACGAACGAUUACCGGAGCCUGUAUUAGAAACUCAAGUUCAGAAAUACCAAACAUUUGGUGGUAAAAGAAUAUGUUUUACAAUAGCGGAAAUGAGAUCCUUGAGCGGAACGCGAGACCCAGGCAUUGAUUUAAUUUGCAUAAAGCCUAUUUAUUAUCAUCCAUUGUAUCAUUUUGGUGCGCCAUAUUUUAUUACACCCGGUAAAAGCAAUCGUAAAGAUAACAGAUUAUUGUUUGGUGCAAUCGUUGACAAAUGUGACUCAAAAAAUUUGAUGAUAAUAUGUGCAGUAACACUAAGAAAGCGUUCCUCGCCGAAACUCUAUACUAUGAUACCGAAUUCAAGCAAUGGAGGUUUUUAUUUAUACCGAAUACCAUUCAAAGAACGCGUUCGAAAACUUGAUAAAUGUUGUCCAAAAUAUAUCUGCAACAAUAACAGUAAACCUUCGGCCGAUCCAAAUAGAGUUCAACUACUAAAAAAGAUAAUUAAAAAGAUAAGAAUUCGAUACGACCCAGCAUUGUUCUCAAAUCCGAAACUGCAAGUUCAACUUCAAACUGUAGAGACACUGGCUUUAGACUUGGAACAGGGUGAACCGCCGCCAGACGAUACUCUUCCAAGAAUCGUCGAGAUGCAGAAGCUAAUAAAAGAUUCAUUAGAUAAAUACCACGAAAUGUUUGACGAAGAAGAAGAGUGUACAAGUAGUGAACCACCGACUAAAAAAGUGAAAAAAUCUAGUGAAGCAGAUGCCAUACCUGAUUCAUUCAAUGAAGAAGAAAUUCGGAAAAUUAUAGCACAGGGAAAGAUAAACAAAGCUACUGUACCGCAGUUAAAAUCCAUGUUAAAAAUCUUUGGUUCAAAAACAUCUGGUAAGAAGGAAGAAUUGAUCAGAAGGCUUAAAGAAGUUGUUUGAGGUGGCUUCGAUAUCUAUUGUAUUUGUAAUAAAAAGUGUUAUGUUGUUUUAUUUCGUCUCGGUCUAAAUCUGGCGAAUCGAUCUGAUUAAACAAAAAAAUGAAGGAUAAACUGGUCCACUGGACUGGGGGAUAAUUCGGGCAAUGAAUCGUUCUUGUCUCGUGGAAAACAGUCUCUUUAUUGCUCCUUUUAUUACGUUAUUACGGGAGCCAC